GCACAUUUCGCGGUUUGCAGUACCCUCCACCACCACUAAGAAAUUUGGAGCCAUUGAACUCUCGAACUUUUUUUUCGCUUUUCUGUGAUAACGACCACCUCGACAACUUCGUCCAACACCACUCCCGAUUUUACAGAAAUCCGAAUAAAUCAGUCGCAAUGGCCAAGAUUUCGCGUGGUGCCCCCGGUGGCAAGCUGAAGAUGACCCUCGGUCUGCCUGUCGGUGCCAUCAUGAACUGCGCUGACAACUCCGGCGCCCGAAACCUCUACAUCAUCUCCGUCAAGGGUAUCGGUGCCCGCCUCAACAGACUGCCUGCUGGUGGUGUCGGUGACAUGGUCAUGGCCACCGUCAAGAAGGGAAAGCCCGAGCUCCGAAAGAAGGUCCACCCCGCCGUUAUUGUCCGACAGUCCAAGCCCUGGAAGCGAACCGACGGUGUCUUCCUAUACUUCGAGGACAACGCUGGUGUUAUCGUCAACCCCAAGGGUGAGAUGAAGGGCUCUGCCAUCACUGGACCCGUCGGCAAGGAGGCUGCUGAAUUAUGGCCCCGUAUUGCCAGCAACUCCGGUGUUGUGAUGUAAAUUGAGAGCGUUUCGGGAGCAUUUGUGAGAGGCGGAUUGACACAACCUACCUUAUUGACGAGUCAUCACGAUUGGAAGACAUCGACACGGCCAGCCACUUUCAUGACAGGCGGAGGAAGGAAUGACGCAGAUAUCUAUCGCGUGUCCGGCUGGAGGACUGGUCACUUUGCAUUUCGGCUACGGGGCGUAAAGGAGACAUACCAAAAGAACAGCAUCCUGGACGAAUGAAACGUUCAGUCCCCAAGUUUUGCUUGUUAUGAUUUUGAACGUGACUUUUCCGAUUGACCUUAGAUUUGACAACUAAUGAAUUUUCCAAUGGUACGCCUGUAUGUGCACCCAUCGUUUACAGCUGAAAGUGGUAUACCUCAUUACCUCUAGACGAUACCAGUGGGCUUGUAACCCCAUGAUGUUCAUCCCAGAAGGGGCUUUAACCUGAGAAGAG
Messenger RNA from Annulohypoxylon truncatum, 1020 nucleotides. Its product is annotated as ribosomal protein L14 domain-containing protein. NCBI's taxonomy places the organism in Eukaryota, Fungi, Ascomycota, Sordariomycetes, Xylariales, Hypoxylaceae. Gene Ontology annotation, molecular function: large ribosomal subunit rRNA binding; structural constituent of ribosome. The coding region runs from base 159 to 578 and encodes 139 amino acids. The record is from RefSeq and is a predicted model, not a curated record. Gene Ontology annotation, cellular component: cytosolic large ribosomal subunit; ribosome. The transcript has 5 exons. Gene Ontology annotation, biological process: translation.